UGCAGCCUGGAGACUCCGUAUACAGUCGAAAAUGUACCGAUUACCGAUCCAGGAUCAGCGCAUCUCUCCCCACUGCACAUUCUACACAUUUGGGCAAAAACCCGAGCCCUGAUCAGAAGUCAGUGCUCGGGGAUGCGAGAUAUCCGCAUUUGGGAGCAGCCGAACCGAGACUGACACGCUCGAGUCAGGGACAGGGAAGCCGUCCGAAAAGUGGUUGGGCGUGACGUCACGAGCUUUCCUGAAAGUCAACAACAAGCGCUAGCGGCAGAAGCGCAGCGGCGGUGCGAGAGGGAACUGCUGCCGCUCAUCACAUGCUGUGUCUAUCCUUUUCUGCAGGGCGACCGAAUAGACGGCAUUAUCCGGAGCAGCAACAGCGUUAGCACUCGUCUCCUGUUUAUUUUUGCGAGUGACUGUUUUUUCCCCUCCCGAUUCAUUGCUGCGGCGUAGAAAAGGGCACGAGCGUGCAAGGGACACUGUCGAAGGGGAGCCCCAGAGGUCUCCCCGUCACUGCCCGCCAGUCAGGCUGAGUCACCGCUGAAGAGUGGGAAGGACUGAAGAGAGAGAGAGAGAAGGAGAGAGAGAGAGAGAGAGAGAGAGAGGGAGGGAGGGAGGGAGAGAGCGUGCAGCAGCGGCUGAGGAGGAACGGCGUGUGUGUGUGUGAAAGAGAGAAAGAGAAGGAGACGCGCACGCGGUUGCGGACGGAGAGAGUGAGAGAGAGAGAGAGAGAGAGAGAGAGAGAGAGAGGGAGCGUGUGCAAGGGAGGGAGAGAGCGCGAGAGAGACAGCGCAGAAGAGGAGAGCUCACCCAUCCCCCCUGCAGAACUCCACCAUGAGCGAUGUCACCAUCGUCAGAGAAGGCUGGGUACAGAAACGAGGAGAAUAUAUUAAGAACUGGAGGCCGCGGUACUUCCUGCUGAAAACAGAUGGCUCCUUCAUCGGCUACAAGGAAAAGCCGCAAGACGCAGACCUCCCUUACCCCCUCAAUAACUUCUCUGUGGCCAAAUGUCAGUUGAUGAAAACGGAGAGGCCAAAGCCGAACACCUUCAUCAUCAGGUGUCUGCAAUGGACCACGGUCAUCGAGCGGACCUUCCAUGUGGACACUCCCGAGGAGAGAGAGGAGUGGAUGGAGGCGAUCCAGAUGGUGGCUGAUAAACUCCAAAGACAGGAAGAGGAGAGGAUCCAGUGCAGCCCCACGUCUCAGAUCGAUAACAUCUGUGAGGAGGAGAUGGACACCUCUACCAGCCACCACAAACGCAAGACGAUGAAUGACUUUGACUACUUAAAGCUCCUGGGAAAAGGCACUUUUGGGAAAGUCAUUCUGGUGAGAGAAAAGGCCAGCGGGACGUAUUAUGCAAUGAAGAUUCUGAAGAAGGAAGUCAUAAUCGCAAAGGAUGAAGUGGCUCACACACUCACCGAAAGCAGAGUAUUAAAAAACACCAGACAUCCCUUUCUAACUUCUCUGAAGUACUCUUUCCAGACCAAAGACCGUUUGUGCUUUGUGAUGGAGUACGUCAACGGAGGAGAGCUGUUUUUUCAUUUGUCGAGAGAGCGGGUUUUCUCUGAGGAUCGGACGCGGUUUUACGGAGCCGAGAUCGUCUCCGCUCUGGACUACCUGCACUCCGCCAAGAUCGUGUACCGGGAUCUGAAGCUGGAGAAUCUGAUGCUAGACAAAGACGGUCACAUCAAAAUCACGGACUUCGGCCUGUGCAAAGAGGGCAUCACAGACGCUGCCACCAUGAAGACCUUCUGUGGCACACCUGAGUACCUGGCUCCUGAGGUGCUGGAGGAUAAUGACUACGGGCGGGCGGUGGACUGGUGGGGGCUGGGCGUGGUCAUGUACGAGAUGAUGUGCGGCCGGCUGCCCUUCUACAACCAGGACCACGAGAAGCUGUUUGAGCUCAUCCUGAUGGAGGACAUCAAGUUCCCCCGAACCCUCUCCGCCGACGCCAAGUCCCUGCUGUCCGGGCUGCUCAUCAAGGACCCCAACAAGAGACUUGGCGGCGGUCCAGAUGAUGCGAAGGAAAUCAUGCGCCACAGUUUCUUCACUGGUUUAGACUGGCAGGACGUGUAUGACAAAAAGCUGAUACCUCCAUUCAAGCCUCAGGUGUCUUCAGAAACAGAUACCAGAUAUUUUGAUGAAGAAUUCACAGCGCAAACGAUCACAAUAACUCCUCCUGAAAAAUUUGAUGAAGAUGGUAUGGACUGCAUGGACAACGAGAGGCGACCCCACUUCCCGCAGUUCUCCUACUCGGCCAGCGGGCGGGAAUAAGACCGUCCAACGGCCGGUUGCUCGCGCUUCAUUGCCGUUCAAGGCUAUCACUGGAAAUAUGUUUACUCCCGUUUUUCUCGGUCUUUAUUUAUAUAUAAUAUAGACACGGAAUCCCGUUAAAGUCUCUUUUUUGUUUGCUUUCAUUGUUUUUACUUUUUAUUUUUAAGGGAGUACUUUUUUCUUGGAUUUUUAUUGUAAGACUCAGUCCAUAUUGGCUCCAAAUAAACACGUCUCCUACGUUUUCGACAUCGCUGACAGACUGCAAAAGGGGCGGUGUCUCGUUUGUAUUCGUUUCGGUUUGUAUCUGUUUGCUCACUGUUCUUUUUAUCUUUUUCGCCAUUUGUUGAACAAACCGAUCACUUUUCCUCGUAGGGAACAAAAACGAUACGCUGCCUUAUGCAUGUGUUGAAUUUUCAUUUCACAUUGGCGAUGGGUUGCCGUGUGGCUCGCGGAUCAUGAGAACUUUAACUCACAUUGCCGUCGUAUUUCCCCCUUGUGGCAGAAAAUAUUACUGCGCCCUGCUGUUACGCUUAAUCUCAGUGGAUUUGGGUUGUUUUCGCGUCGUUAGCUGCGGAGGUAUUGUAUUUGAAGUUACACGUUUUAUUUUGCAGAAAUGAAAACUGCCGUAAACUCAGUUCUUCACUCAGGCUACAAGUUAACGAGCACAUCUGUGUUCAACUCAGUUACAGGUUUCGCUUCGCUCACCUCAUUCAGCGGAGUUUGCUACAAACUAUUGCCAAACGCUCACUUCUCUGGUCUCACUCUAUAACAGUUUCUUAUAUCGGAUUUAGGAAAAAAACGGCAAAUGUUUCCAAUGUGUUUGUGACGUUUUAUGUUCUAACCUGUGUAUUAGCCACUCGCUAGUUGAGUUACUCAGAUCGUCAGGAUAUAACGUUAUGCAUCGUUAGGAUGGAAUCGCACUCUGGGGUAUCCCUUUAGUGAGCAUAGCGCAAAUGCUACUUAGUAGGCCUUUCGCAACAAAGUGGGUUUAAAGAUCCAUUGAAGCUGAUCCGCACGAACCCGAAUGAGACAAUGUUUAAAGAGAGAGAAAAAACUAUUAGGAAUCGCAGGUACUUAUCCUUCAGAGUCUGUCAUCGAUGGCACUGGCUUUCGAGGGAUGCUACAUAGGCCUAUGAUCGGGCUCAAAGCGGACACACCUUUCCUUCCUUUGAUGUAUAUAUGGAACGCUUUUUUGACGGACAACAUAUCAUCGCUAGACAUGAAAUAUCGUCUUAUUGUAUUAAUAGCUGGCUAACAAAACAAAACAAAGCAAAGACAACAACGAAAACAAAAAAAAAACGAAGGAGAAACUACUAGGACAUGAGAACGUUUUCAGAUGUUUGGCGCCGUUUACGAUCUGCUCCACGCUUCACUUAACGGAGGAAGAGGAAGAAGCGGUCAAGUGGAUUUUGGGACGAGGCAAAGCAUCCCAUUCUCAAAGUGCAAUCACAGGGGCUGUAUGGACAUUUCAUAUGUGCGCUGGAGAGAGAAAAACAGAAGAAACACUGGUAAUAUACUUUUUCUUUAAAAAAAAAAAUGGUUUUGGAUCUUUGUCUUUUUUGUGUGGGGUUUUGUUGGGCUCUACAUAUUUUCUGUUUUACUAUUAUUAUUAUUAUUAUUAUUUGCACCAGGGCAAAAAAACGGUUAUUUAUUUGUUGUUCCAAUUGAAUUGUUGAUGUUGUUUGGAGUUAGGAAGUAUUGCUCAGUCUUUUGUAUAAAAGCAGCUGGGGAAGGCAGAAGAAUGUAGCGGGCGCAAUGCUUAAAAAAAUUUUCACCUUUUUUAUUCUAAUUUUUUUUCAUCUUCCAUUUUGUUUGAUGUUUUGUUUUGUUUGUUUUCCUACCAAAAUGUCAGGGUGAGGACCCUGUGGGGGAGGGGGAGGGGAGGGGGAAGGGGGUUUGGUUGGAGCCCCCUGGUUACCAUGGUAGUAUUUAUUCUCAACAUUCCAUUCAGGGGCUUCACAUACUAAUGUAUUGAUUUAUGUGUAAAUGAUUUGUUUGCCUGUUUGUUUCUCUAAAGGGCUGAACAAGCUGUAAAACCCUUUAUUACGAGCAGCGGAAAGUAUCUGUUGUCUUUUUGGCUGUAGGGGUCAUUCUGUAAUCGUGUAAAUUCCAGUGUGUGAGCAGGGUACUGAAGCAAUUAGAGAAAAGAGACUUUGAACAGCACACCCUAGCAAUUCCCUUUUUUCUGCACAGAGGGGUGUAAACACUGGCGGGUCAAUGGACCAGCCAUCUCUGCAUGCUGGUUUGAACUGUUUUUUUUUUUUUUGCUGCAGGAAGAGGAUUUUGGAACCAAAAUUACAAAUAAUUGUCGACUCCGGGCCAACUGUCACUCUGACUCGAGCCUUUCGAAGGGCGGCUUUGCUCAUGGGUUUGAAUGAAGUGCGGCCAUUUUAAGGGUGCAGAGAGACUCGAGGACUGCGUGUCAUUUCCUCUUGUCAGUGGCGAAGCUUGCAGAUGGGCUAAUGCUCAUCAUGUGUUCUGCAGAGAGCUAUCGACACGGUCACGGGCCUGGGUGUCUGUCGUGCGACCACUUCGACUAUUCCAAAGGAAACAGAGUUAUUGGGAGAGAGUUCACAAGCAUAAAACACACCUGCCUACCUGUGCAUGUAUUUAAUCAAAAAAACCUUUGUAGGGUUAUUUCAAUUGUCAGAAUGCUUGAAUCCAUUCAGUGGUGUGCAGUGGGGGACCAAGCCAUGUCUGGCUGACUGGUAAAAAUGAGGAUAGUCACACAGGCGUGUGUUGGAACGGACACCGGUGUGCCAUUGUGCAUAGUAAACUGUCAAGUGUUAAUUCAACUCUUAACGGUAUUACUUCAACUCAUAACGGAUAACAUUUGGUCCCACUCUGAGUUAGAGUUGAAUUAACACUGGUAGAGUUGAAUUAACACCGGGCAUUUUAUUGUGAGAAGUCCACUAAGGAGCCAAGUCCUGUUUAUCCUGUUAAAUUAAUUUUGUAUUAAAUUAUUCUUACAUUAGUGUUGGACCGUGUAAAUACUUGCAAGCGCUUCUUACGAUAGCAGCUUUCCUUUAUGCAGUGUACGAGUCAAAAUCGGCGCCUGGAGGUAAACGUUUAUGAAGUUUUUUGUUUUUUCAAAAUGUGAGUUGUAGCAUUUUUGUUUCCCUGAAAGAGAUUAACGAAGAGCUUUAUUUCAGUUCCUGUGAAGAAUCCGUUUUCGUUUGGUUUUUUUUCUUGCAGCUGGUCACAGAAUCAGUGCUCUGAGCGUCAGACCUACCUUGUUGGACAUAUUGGCUUUAUUGUCAGUAAGUCUGUAUCUCUAAACUGUAAAUAGACCUCAAAGGUUGUAUUAUUUCUACAGCAUGGAUUUCCCCCCUGACUGUGCUUCUCUCUCUCUAUAUAUAAUGUUGCAUAUAGGCUGUUUAAAACAAUACAUCAAAUAUCUAAGAAAAUUAUGCAUAUUGGAAAAGUAUACUCACUGCCCUUUUAACACAUUAAAAAUCUUUCAUUGCAUCACAGAUACACCUGUUUGUAUUAUUUAUGAUGAAACAUUUCAUACACAGUCCUCUUUUAGUUCUGUAAAUAAAAACACAUACAGUUGUACAGUACCACUUGAAUUAUUUAGUUUGAAAUGGUGGCAUUUUUAUUUUGGUUCAGAUUUUUGGACUGUGUGUGAGAAUAAUAUCGGAGGCUGCUGAUGAAGUCUUAACUGAGUCUCAGCUCUGUAGUUUUAAAGACCUUGGCAAGUGCACUGAUAUCAGAACUGAACUGGCUGGAGUGUAGAAGGCCCUGCAGGGUUAUUUUUUCCCCCCCUUUGUUUUAUUUAAAACUGAAGCAGAAAAUUAAAGCAAUAAGCACGCGCACAGUAUUCAAAACACGCCUUCACCUAAAUGAUAAGAGUUGUUCUGUCGCAAAAGGCAUCAUUACAUUAACUGGUCUUUUGCGCAGUACGCAAACGAAUGCCGGUCACACAGAUUGUUCUUUAGGUAAGACGAUACAUGCCCAGGUUGGGAUUUUUGGAUAGUCCUCUAAUGACUUCCAGAGGUUGAUCGGUCUGGUUAGCAGGAACAGAAUUGCUCAGGUGAAGUGUGUGGAACUAGAUGGCUUAGCCCCAUAGAGGAUUAUGGGCAGGUUGAUCGCUGGGGGUCGCUGUUUGUGUUGGUUUGUCACAUUUCUUAUCUGUGAUUGGUGGUGAUUUAUAAAAGUAUAUUUUUGGUUUACACCACACCACACAUAUAACAAAUGUGCCAUAGGGACAUUAUUGGGAGUUCUGGUGUAACACAAGUGAUGGGAUAUGAGGCCUCAUGUCUUGUGGAACCGUAAUGUGUCAAGCUAAGGAAUGUGUUCAUUGUUUGUGAGACAGAUAAUACUCCGGUCUUGUGUGCUGUCGCAGAUGUCCAUGGUGAUCAAUGUAGAUGAGUUGGUUUCUGAGAACGUAGCUUAUGGCUAGAUAGAAGUCGUUUAACCCUGUAAACUCUACUGUAAUAUUGCUGCAGUCUGUGUUCACCAAUGUUCAGAGCAAAAUUAUUCUCUCAUAUGUUUAACUUGGCACCAGUCUUUUGGUGAGAGUCCUCAAACAUCUGCAGGAGAAUGGGGGGUGUGGUUCGCUGAGAGGGAGUUUGCUCAGGGGGUGGGGUUUACUGAGGGAGAGAUGGCUGAGGGGGUGGAGUCUACCGAAGGGGUUAUGGGUCAGGGGGUGGGGUUUACUGAGGGGAGUCAGGUCAGGUGGUGGAGUCUACUAAGGGCAUUGGCUCUUUGUAUCAGUGUUUGAGUGGGGCUUCUAUUGAGGAAGCUGAACUAGCUGAGAUAGUGACAAGCGAGGUUAACUCAACCCAGACUCAGCUACGACAUGAGUUUUCACUCCAUAAAACAACUUUUCCGCUCGUUUCGUUUAUCGUGUAUAAUUAGGCUAGAUUGCUGUGGAUAAGCUAAGGAGAUGCGGACAGAAACAGCUAUAGGAAGUGGAAUGAGCUGGAUUCACAGCUGUUAUGGCCGAAGAUGCACUAUGAAUAUGAUCUUCCUUUUCCGUAAAUGGCCGCACAUGAGAUGUAAUCCGCCUAAAGAAGCCCCUGAACCUUGCGGUGGUAGAUCGCGGCUUAUCCAGGGUGUCACCUGUUCGUAUCCCAGCAACAGGCAGCAUCAUGGCGCUGUGGGCUGAACUGAGGAAGCUCAUUUAGCAUUGUUUUCUGUUUCACGGUCUUCUCGUAAUGUCUCCCGAAAUGCUCCUUUUUGAGGGGCGGGGCUUGGGGGGGGAGGGUUCUUUUUUAACUGGGAAGUUUAUGCUCUUAGUAGAUUGUCCUUUUUUUAUUGUACUGCGUUAAAGCACUUUCUUUGAUUUGCUUUUGUGUGUUCUGUUCAGGUACAUUUCUAAGGGCAUUUUAUACCUUUUUCUCUUUUUGUGGAUCCAAGCUUGUAGUGGCCUUCACCAGACUGGCAUUCUCCCUCCUGUUUGUUUUGUAAAAUACGUUUAUCUCGGAUAUUUCUGUUUUAUAUUGAUCUCAGAUUUUAUUUUAUUUUAUUUUAUUUUUGUUCUCCUAAAAAAUAUUGGGUCAUGCAAAGUAAGGUGUUAAUUCCCAUAAUUCCCUUAAGCAGCUUAACCAGAAUAAAUGCUUGCAAAAGUUGUAAUUAUGUACAUUUAUGUUUUUAAAGAAAGCAUCAAGAAACCGUUAGCUAUCAUUAAUGGAGUCUUGUUUGAGGCACUGUUGAACACAGCCAUGCCAUCAGCAUAAAUGUGCGUUUGUAAAAUAGAAAUGGGUCGUGUCUGACUGAUGCUGUCGAGCCCAUUGAAAGGGGCUGGAGCUGAGGUGGUUGGUAGUAUCCUGCAUGCAGCGGUCCUUGUUGAUAUUGCAACAUAUAAGAGGUUUACAGCCCAUUAAAAAGAGGCUGAUUGGCAUUAAGCGCGAGACUUUGGUUCCAUAUCGCAUUUCAUUGCAGUUGCUUUUUUGAAAAAUGUAUUUCAGAAGGAAAAAGACAAAUGUGUCCCUGCAAUAUGUUUGUGCAAAAAAUAAUAAUAAUAGUCUUUUUUUUUUCUUUACUUGAAAGCACAGGUUUGCCCCAUGAAGUCCAUGCUUUUUAUUUUGUGUUAUUUUAUUUUGAAUAGUGUAUCUUGUGAAGUCCGGAUGGACAAGACAAGGUGUGUGGGAAUAUGGGGGGUUGCCAGGAGACUAUUCAUUCUUUGACAUUGAUGAGGUUGAGCUUUUCCACAAGGUCAUGAGACCUGCUGUGACUGGGUGAGGGGAGUGUUGAUUUACAUUCAAAACCCGACAUGGCUGGGGUUUUGCCCCAGCAGUGUCGCUUCCGUAACAUUUAUUAUUAUUGAUAAUGAUGAUUAUUAUUAUUAAUAAUAAUGAAUCAUUGUGUGCAGGUGUAUAUGGAAAUCUGGGAAACUGAAAUGUAUGUGUUUGUUUCAACCUUCAGAGUAAUGCCUGAUCUUUCUUUCCUCUGAGCAAAUCAUUCGCAUUCUGUGUGCUGGUUUCCCCCCUGGGGUGUGGGAAAUGGAUGAGUCCAAUAGGGAUUGAGGGGUGAGGGGAAGUACUGGAUUGUUCCAACAGGGAUUGAUUUGGGGGGAGAGGUGCCGUGCACUUUUCAGGAUUCAAUGUGACAAUGUGGGUUCUAUCCUAAUUAACUGCAGGAUCUCUCUCUCUGUCCAUAUAUAUAUAUAUAUAUAUAUAUAUAUAUAUAUAUAUAUAUGAAACACCUCAACAUACACACUUUGCUGCUACUGUUUGUAUUGUCUACAACAGAUUUUCUUGUUAUCUUGCUCCUGGUAGUGUAUUAUGAACGAGCAUGAAUUGUAAAGUAUUUAUUUAAAGAAAAAAAAAAAAGCGAAGUCUUUGGGGGGGAAGGAAAAAUAACCCACUUGUAAAUUAAUUUUCCGUCCAUGUAGCUUUAGAGUUUGUGACAUUUCUUGACCUUUGACCUUGCUAGCUCUGUUAACAGUUCCAUGUUAAGAUCCUAUCAUGUGGUUGAGGAUUUUACGCAGAAGGGAAUAAAUUGGUGAAAAAAAAAAGAAUACACUUGUAUUAGUCAUAUUUACUGAAUAAAAAAAUGUUUUAUUUCCUUGCAUAUAGGACCCACAAGGAUGUGAAAAUGAUCUGCAAGAAACUGUUUUUGUACACUGUACAUCCUUAGUAUUUUUACAGGUAAAUGUAUGAUAGCAAUGUGCACAUUAUUUUACUCUUAACGACUGCUGAAAUAAAGCACUAUGUCAAUCUGU
Molecule: messenger RNA, 9439 nt
Organism: Anguilla anguilla (European eel)
Lineage: Eukaryota; Metazoa; Chordata; Actinopteri; Anguilliformes; Anguillidae
Product: RAC-gamma serine/threonine-protein kinase-like
Exons: 14
Coding region: 829-2268 (479 amino acids)
Biological process (GO): protein phosphorylation
Molecular function (GO): ATP binding; protein serine/threonine kinase activity
Source: RefSeq, a predicted model, not a curated record